Messenger RNA from Hemibagrus wyckioides, 2887 nucleotides. RefSeq names its product complement receptor type 2-like. NCBI's taxonomy places the organism in Eukaryota, Metazoa, Chordata, Actinopteri, Siluriformes, Bagridae. The transcript is spliced from 15 exons. The record is from RefSeq and is a predicted model, not a curated record. The coding region runs from base 172 to 1785 and encodes 537 amino acids.
CGUCAUUGUUGGGGCAGUAACGAAACCUGUGAUGAUUAAGAGGCCACGACAAUACUGCCUUCCUCCUGACUCGGGUACGGCUUUCACUACAUUACCUGCCUUCUGACUAAACUGUAUAACAGUUCACCUGAGUUGUCGGGAAUAAAGGAAAAAGGCGUUUAAAACGACAAGAUGCGCGAGACGCCGUGGUACAGGCUGAUCAUCUUCCUUACUUGUCUCAUGAAGGUUGCAGAAAUCCAAGCACAAUGUGAGAGGCCUCUUGUUGGGGAUAACAGGGUUAUGAUCGAGGACCAGCAGACAUUCCUAAAUGGUUCUACUGUAACGUUCAAAUGUUCUACUGGUUAUCAGUCUGUGGAUCCAUCAGCUUCAAAGACUAUCACCUGUGUGGGAACCGAGUGGACCAAACUGGAGCUUACUUGCAAAAAAAAGACAUGUGGACCUCUUGCUGAUUUCCCCAAUGGGAAGUAUACUUUUCCAGAUGGAAUUCUGUUCGGUGCAACCGCCAUCGCACAAUGUAAUCCAGGAUAUUUUCUUGUAGGAGUAAAGAUUAGAAAUUGUCGUGAGGAUGGAUGGGAUGGGAGAGACCCUGUGUGUGAAGUGGUGAAAUGUGAACCACCUCCCAGUAUACACAAUGGAACGUUUGAGCCCGUAGAUGAGGUUUAUAACUAUGAUCAAGCAGUCACGUACUCUUGUAAUAGAGAUUACACUCUUAUUGGAGAAUCAACAGUAAUAUGUUCUGAUAAUGGAACCUUCCAUCCUCCUCCUCCUCGGUGUUUAUUUGUAGAGUGUGAGACACCUAACAUAAAAAAUGCAGUUAGAGUUGAAGGAAAACCACCACCCUACGGAUAUAAAAACUUUGUCCGGUACCAGUGUAAUAAAGGCUUCAUAAUGAAUGGAACUGAUCAGAUGGUUUGUGAAGAAAACGGAUGGAAUCCACCUCCUCCUGAGUGCAUCGCACAAUGUGAGAGACCUGUUGUUGGGGAUAACAUGGUUAUGGUCAAUGACUUGGACCAGCAGACAUUCCUAAAUGGUUCUACUGUAACGUUCAGGUGUUCUACUGGUUAUCAGCCUGUGGAUCCAUCAGCUUCCACGACUAUCACCUGUGUGGGAACUGAGUGGACCAAACUGGAGCUUAGUUGCAAAAAAAAGACAUGUGGACCUCUUGCUGAUUUCCCCAAUGGGAAGUAUACUUUUCCAGAUGGAAUUCUGUUUGGUGCAACCGCCAUCGCACAAUGUAAUCCAGGAUAUUCGCUUGUAGGAGUAAAGACUAGAAAUUGUCGUGAGGAUGGAUGGGAUGGGAGAGACCCUGUGUGUGAAGUGGUGAAAUGUGAACCACCUCCCAGUAUACACAAUGGAACGUUUGAGCCCGUAGAUGAGGUUUAUAACUAUGAUCAAGCAGUCACGUACUCUUGUAAUAGAGAUUACACUCUUAUUGGAGAAUCAACAGUAAUAUGUUCUGAUAAUGGAACCUUCCAUCCUCCUCCUCCUCGGUGUUUAUUUGUAGAGUGUGAGACACCUAACAUAAAAAAUGCAGUUAGAGUUGAAGGAAAACCACCACCCUAUGGAUAUAAAAACUUUGUCCGGUACCAGUGUAAUAAAGGCUUCAUAAUGAAUGGAACUGAUCAGAUGGUUUGUGAAGAAAACGGAUGGAAUCCACCUCCUCCUGAGUGCAUCGCUGAUCGAAUUCCAAAUCCGCCCACCACAGCUCCACCAUCAGCCAGCACCUGUGUGAAGCCCAGUGUAAUAAUUAUAGGUGUGGUUGUAUGUAUGCUGCAGUUCUUCUAGGACCAAAGAACCAUCUUUCUGACUGAUGCCAAACUGUGUUGAUAAGACCAAGGAAAUCUUAUAGAAGUGAUGUCCAUCGAUGUUCACAAUCUCAGCAGUGAUCUCUACUUUGCUUGUGCCUUUCAGGAAAGUUGUUUUCCUGAUUUUCAUAGAUUACAUACUAAUUUGCACUGUGAUCAAGAUUUUCUUAUGCUGUAAUAGUCUUGUCCUUAAGGAUGUUAAGCAUUCAUACAAUUCUGAACUAUAAUGACUCAUUUUUAAACCUAGAAAAUACAAGUGUGUUUUAAGUUACUUAGUAUUAUUUUGGUGAUCACCAAAUUUAGUGUUAGCUCUUUUCCCAGUAUUGACUGCACAAGUAUAAGUGAAUACUGAUGGUGUAGUCCUGCAAAAGGUCAACUUAGGAAUGGGUUUGAUUUUUAUUUUCAUUUUAAACUAGGAAUUAGGUGUAUUUCUAGAUGUUGGAUUUAAACAAAUGAACAAAAUCCCACACAAAUUCCUGCUUUUCUUAUGUGCAUAAAAAUUCAUAUUACAAUGGAAGAAUGUCAUUGCAUUUCACUGUUGUUUAUUGAUGUAUGGAAAUCUAAAUUAAUUGAGAGUGCAGGAUUUGUGGAUUGUAAGAAAGUAUAUGACCAUUAAAAGCUAUAUGACCUUGUUGGACAUCCCAGUCAAAAACCAUGGGCAUUAAAAAUAUAGACUCCAAAAAUAUGGGGUUAUCACUGGGUGUGGCUCAAACACCUGUACUCAGUAAUUAACAUAUUUUGGCCACACAACGUAUUUGGCCCUGGUGGUCAGUGAAGGUUUGUCUUACAGUGCAUCUAAGAUCUAACUCAAUUGCAAAUCAGACCAAAAGAAAUCUAAAUGGGUGUUGGGAUUUUGAUCAUUGCCUUAUAGAUGCUACCAAGUCUUUGGAAGAUCUUUGCAAAAGAACUCUUUCAAGCAUGGCUUUCUGACUACAUUUUAUGUACUAUUUAUGACUACUGAUAUUUUUGUGCCUUAAUCUAACCUUAAGUUAUACCAAUAGAACAAAUACUGCACCACACACACAAACAAACAAAAUCUACAAUACAAAAUCUGUUUGCAAUAAAUUUUUAUUUUGACAUUA